Messenger RNA from Jaculus jaculus (lesser Egyptian jerboa), 1335 nucleotides. It is a transcript of the gene Ptn, whose product is annotated as pleiotrophin. Gene Ontology annotation, molecular function: growth factor activity. Bases 134 to 640 code for a protein of 168 amino acids. Lineage: Eukaryota; Metazoa; Chordata; Mammalia; Rodentia; Dipodidae. The transcript has 5 exons. The record is from RefSeq and is a predicted model, not a curated record.
CUCCCAGGCAGGAGCAGCAGCCCGCGGUACCUGGACCCACGAGGCGGCCUUUGGCGGGAGGGGAGCCUGGCCCCGAGCAGCAAACGCAUCCUCUUCCCCUGCGCCCUGCCGCGAGGACCCCGGCGACUCCAAAAUGCUGGCCCCAACGCAUCAGCAGCAGCGUCGGAAAUUUAUAGUCGCCUUCCUGGCAUUCAUUUUCAUUCUGUCAGCCGUGGACACUGCUGAGGCCGGGAAGAAAGAGAAGCCAGAAAAAAAGGUGAAGAAAUCUGACUGUGGAGAAUGGCAGUGGAGCGUGUGUGUGCCCACCAGCGGGGACUGCGGGCUGGGCACCCGGGAGGGCACUCGCACUGGCGCGGAAUGCAAGCAGACCAUGAAGACCCAGAGAUGUAAGAUCCCCUGCAACUGGAAGAAACAGUUCGGAGCUGAGUGCAAAUACCAGUUCCAGGCCUGGGGAGAAUGUGAUCUGAAUACUGCCUUGAAGACCAGGACUGGAAGUCUGAAGAGAGCCCUUCACAAUGCCGAAUGCCAGAAGACAGUCACCAUUUCCAAGCCCUGUGGAAAACUGACCAAGCCCAAACCUCAAGCAGAAUCAAAGAAGAAGAAAAAGGAAGGGAAGAAACAGGAGAAGAUGCUGGAUUGAAAGAUGCCACCUUCUGGGGAACAUGAGGAGAACAUCAGUGAUUGAUGCAAGAAGGAUUGGUUAACUAUUGCAUUUAUACCUACUCUAGGCUUUUUAUUCAACAAUUAUCGAUAGCUUAAGUACAAAAUAGGCAAAAACAAAGAGAAAAGUUUUUUUUUUUUGUAGUAGCAUUCUUUUGAAAUGUAUACCAUAGUACCAGUAGGGGCUUAUAAUAAAGGACUGUAAUACUGUUUAGUAAGUUGACUUGUAGUACCUGAUAGAUGAUAGGCAAUUGAGGUAAGUUUUUUGAGGUUAUGUGAUGUUUCACAUUUACAUUUUUUUUACACUUUUUUUCUUUUGGCAGCAAUUUAAAUGUUAUGACCAUGUAAACUACUUCUCUUGUUAGGUAGACAUUUUUUCACCUAGACUUUUUUUCCCAAUUGAGAAAAAUAUAUACUAAACAAAAAUAGCAAUAAAAUGUAAUCGCUGUACUUGAGAAAAAUAUAUAGUUUUCUGCCAGUGAAUGUUUUCUUUAAAAAUUAGCAAAAUGAGGGAAAGCAAAAGGCAGAGCAAUGACUUAGUGCAAUUUUUUUAAGAAAAGCAUUGAAUCAUAAAAUUUCUUCACUUUGGCAGAAACAUUUGUUUUCUUGAUAAAAUUAUUUUUCCAUCGGAGAAAAAAAAACUAGGAAAAUAAAUCAAGGUGAUGCUGAAUAAAA